Pieris napi is the source of this 1128-nucleotide messenger RNA. Its product is annotated as ecdysteroid-regulated 16 kDa protein-like. Gene Ontology annotation, biological process: intracellular cholesterol transport. The record is from RefSeq and is a predicted model, not a curated record. Gene Ontology annotation, molecular function: sterol binding. NCBI's taxonomy places the organism in Eukaryota, Metazoa, Arthropoda, Insecta, Lepidoptera, Pieridae. Bases 107 to 544 code for a protein of 145 amino acids. The transcript is spliced from 4 exons.
CGGCGCGGACGCAUAAAGAAGCAUAAGGUCGUGAGCCCAUCCUAUCGUCAGUGUGAACGCGCGAGUCGAACUAUUCGUUAGCGCGCGAAUUUCCAAAGAUUUAAAAAUGUUUUAUUUUUUCGUCGCUUUGUUAGUGGCCAGUGCACAGGCUAAGUUUUAUUCGGAUUGUGGCUCGAAAUUAACUACUGUCCAUGAUGUGGGUGUCAGUGGCUGUUCCAGGGAUGCAAAGUCAUGCAUACUUAAGAGAAACAGCAAUGUCACAAUCAACAUUGACUUUACCCCUUCUAAAGCGGUUACUUCGAUUGAGACAGUAGUACAUGGGGUCAUCAUGAAUUUGCCGGUUCCAUUCCCGAUUUCACAGCCGGACGCUUGUAAGGGCAACGGUCUGACUUGCCCGCUUAAGGCGGGUGAAAAGCAAGCAUACAAAACAACAUUGGCAGUACUCAAAGCAUACCCAAAAGUUAGCGUUAUAGUGAAAUGGGAACUGAAGACUGAUGAUGGAGAGGACAUAGUCUGCGUUAUGAUACCUGCACAGAUAAAAUAGAAAGUCUAACAACAGAUAUAAAGAUAUAAAUAAUACAAUAUUUUGUGAUAAUUAUUUUUAGAACAUAAGAUGAAUAAUGAUUAAGUGUGUGCGGCUUUUUUAUAAUGUAGUCUAUGAAUGUGAUGAUUCCAAUAAAUUAUAUUGUACGCACUGUAUCAGUGUGUAGUGGCAUUAACAGAAAACACUUAUAAUAAGCAUCUUAGGAUAAAAGCACGGUAUUAGCAGUGCCGUGUCAGUAAACUGAUAACACCCGAAAAUUGGAAUAAAAUUACUUAAUUUUGGUCUGAAUUUUAAAGCAACUUUAAUUUUUUGUACCGUAAGAAAUUUGUCUCAAAUUUUUAUCAGGCGUUUCUUUAUGAAUGUUAUACUAGAUUCAUUAAUAUUCUAUGCAACAACUAUUUGCUUUAUAUUAUAAUUAAGUGUGUUUUUGCAUUUUAGAAAGGUAUUUGUGAUUAUAUAGUUAGUUUACCUAGUUUUUAGACGAUAAUCAUUAAUUUUCAGCAAAACGUUUUAAAUUUGUAAAGGUAUUGCCGUGUCCAAAGUCGUAACAUAGCUUUUAAAUAAAUAUUUGUAAUUAUUAUGAA